AUGGAGACGAGUCCAGGAACCCCAACAGAUGCAUCCGUAGUAACUUUCUAUCAUCGAGCUAUUGUUGCGUCGAUGUUUGUCUUGUUGUCGAUGAUUGGUCUGUUCGGUAAUGGCCUGGUCAUCGUUUCCGUAAUCAUCACCAAGAAACUUCGUACGAUCACCAACAUCUUGGUGGUCAAUCUCGCUUUCGCUGAUUUUUUGUUUUGUUCGUGCCUGCCAUUCCUAAGUGUGGGUCUCCUCAGUCAAACGGGAAGGUACCCGCUUCCCGAGAUCAUCUGCGCAACGGCGGCAGGAGUGGGAUACACCGCCGUGCGAUGUAGUGCUAUGACCCUCGUCAUCAUCUCAAUCGUCCGCUGGUACGUCAUUACCAGAUCUGUACGCGGCCACCGAGGCAUCCACACUCCGAAGCGAAUCGCCACCAUAGCGGUGAUUAUUUGGAUUGAAGCAGUUGCAUUCAUGGUCGUACCUCCUCUUUUAGGCAUCGGAACUCUAGGCUAUUCCAGGUACUACGGUAUGUGCUCUUUAAAAGACACAAACCCUCUGACCUUCUACUACUCUGUUCUUCAAGGAACUUCGAUUGUCAUUGCCCUGAUGCUCAUCCUUACGUUUUACGGUCUCAUUCUGCGCCAUGUGUUGCUACACAAUAAGCAGUUCCGAAAUAAGUUCGCAACCGAUAGGGAUACCGUUUCAACCUCGACGGAGGGGCUACAGAGCAAGACUGCAUCCGCCACCUCAGGGUCUAAUAUUCCUAUGAUCAAGGCAAUCAACCAGAAGGAGAUAGACAUCACCAAAAACUUGUUCAUAGUUAUCUGUGUCUUCAUGUUCUGUUUCCUCGCCAGUAGCGUGAAUUUCAUCAUGCCUGGCGACAGUGUCUCGACCCUCUAUACCACAACGAUCCUGAUGGCCAACAGCGUAGUGAAUCCCAUUAUCUAUGGUUUGAAGCAUCCUAACUUUCAAGAGGUCUUCAAGAGAAUCCUUUGCUGUCGUCGCGAACUGCCAAAGCCUGUCUUAUCCUGA
Molecule: messenger RNA, 1017 nt
Organism: Strongylocentrotus purpuratus (purple sea urchin)
Lineage: Eukaryota; Metazoa; Echinodermata; Echinoidea; Camarodonta; Strongylocentrotidae
Product: mu-type opioid receptor-like
Exons: 1
Coding region: 1-1017 (338 amino acids)
Biological process (GO): G protein-coupled receptor signaling pathway
Cellular component (GO): membrane
Molecular function (GO): G protein-coupled receptor activity
Source: RefSeq, a predicted model, not a curated record